This is a messenger RNA of Exaiptasia diaphana, 1539 nucleotides long. RefSeq lists its product as uncharacterized. The record is from RefSeq and is a predicted model, not a curated record. The transcript has 5 exons. The coding region runs from base 1 to 1455 and encodes 484 amino acids. NCBI's taxonomy places the organism in Eukaryota, Metazoa, Cnidaria, Anthozoa, Actiniaria, Aiptasiidae. Gene Ontology annotation, molecular function: metalloendopeptidase activity; zinc ion binding; oligosaccharide binding.
AUGGCGGAACUUCAUCUUAACAGCUUGGUCAUUCAAUCUGUUGUCUGGUUUGUGUAUCUUCUUAUUACAACAAACUGUAAAGGAUGUGAAAUCUCCAACGAUGGAAUAUCAAGAAUUGUURACCAUAAUUGCAGCUGCAGUGUAAAUACAACUGGCACGUUGCGUUAUCGACUGCAUGUUCUGCAGAUAUGCAACGGCAAGGAAUAUGUUGAUAGUACAUUCCACUAUACAUCACCUUACUGGACAAACGAAGCCACAUACAAUGAAGACAUUGGUGYUGURCAAGGWUUAAUCGACCAGGAAACUAAACUCCAAAGCUACUCGUAUUUCCCUUUUACUAUGCUCUGCCUUGGUAUGAAGGCAAACAACGAGAGCAGAUGGAUCGGCRUWAAGUACACUGCUUCAUCUCUAUAUUCGAUCCUGGCAGAUAACGAAUAUAGAAAGAYUGAAGCUGGACGUGAGACCUGGAAAAGCUUGAUAAGYGGGUCUUCUUUGCAGAGUUAUUGUAAUAUGGAAGGUUUUAAUGUAAAAGAUGCGAAUAAUUAUGGAACAAUGGYAAGGAUUGGCAUAAUAGGUAAUAACGAAGAUAAUUGCUUGACUCCUGAAUCACGAUUGGGGUUUGGCACUAGUGGUUAUCAGUGCGACCAAGAUGAUAGUAACACCGCUGGCAAUGAGGCCCGCUGUUGGUCUGAUAACGGUGAUAGAACAGUGAAGGGAUUUGGGUAUAUCUUSGCACAGACUCAUGUAGUAAAUUAUACCCUUGGAAUGGCCGCUAACCCUGCUGAUUCAUGUCAAGAAAUCAAAUCUGUUAAAAGGAACUCGCCCAAUGGUGCAUAUUAUCUUAAUUUGGCUGGAGAAUCUACCAAGGUGUAUUGUCAUAUGGACACUAUCUGUGGAUCGAGUGGAUGGACUAUGAUCAUGAAAUUGGAUGGAGAAAAGUCAACCUUCAAGUACUCGUCACAGUACUGGAAAACUAAAAACACCUACAAUAUCGAAGCUGCAUUCAACGGCCUUGACAACCAAGAAACAAAGCUAACAACCUAUUCAGAAUUUCCAAUCAAAUCUCUCUGCCUGGGAAUGAACACAAGCGGAACUCUCAACUGGUUGAAAGUACCUCAAGAUGUACCAUCACUGUAUUCUGUGAUAUCUGGAAAUGCAUACAAAAACACUAGCCUUGGACGUGAAGCAUGGAAAGGACUUAUCCCUGGUUCUUCUUUACAAAGAAAUUGUAACCAGGAAGGAUUUAAUGUUGGCGGCAAAGAUACCGCUAUUCGAAUUGGAAUACUUGGAAAUAAUGAGAAUGAAUGCAAAAGUCCUGAUUCGCGUCUUGGGUUUGGUGGAGCUGGCAAUCGAUGUCGUCAAGAUAAUAGCAAUAGCGUAGGAAAUGAAGCGAGUUGUGCUGGUGAUAAUGGGGACAAAAGUAUCAAGGUUUUUGGCUAUAUUUUUGGCCAGUAGUUUAAAAACAAGACGUUUUCUUCAUCUGUGCAUUGAAUGAGAUAUCGUUUUGAGUUUGGAGAUUAAAUAUCAAAAUAUUUUCCU